AGAAGAUGGAAGCAGAAGCACAAGCAAGUAUUGUUAUCAUCCUACAAUCGAAGAAAGAAAAUAAGUUGGUAUAUAAAGAGGAACAACUGAAGUUUACUGGCAUACUAUUAUAAAAAUGCAGUGUGUUAAAGAAGAGUUUAAAGAGGAGUGUGAAGACAUCAGUAUUACAGAAUCAUGCAGAAUUAAACAUGAAGAUACUGAAGAACAAAGAGACUUGACACAAGUGAAAGAAGAAAGUCAAGAACAGAAUGAUGUGGAGGAGAAAUAUCAGUAUCAUACAUGUGAUAAAAUGACUGGUGAAGAUGUUAGUGGCUCAAAGACUGAAAAUAAUUUCUCACAGAAAAGAACCCCAGUAACAAGAGCCAAAAAAUCUUUCACCUGCUCUCACUGUGGAAAGAGUUUCACUCAAAAAGGAAACUUUAAAACUCACGUAAGAAUUCACACUGGAGAAAAGCCUUUCACCUGCUCUCACUGUGGAAAGAGUUUCUCAUCGACAUCAAGCCUUCAGAGUCACCUGCGCAUUCACUCUGGAGAGAAGCCUUUCACAUGCCUUCAAUGUGGAAAGAGUUUCAUACAUAAAAGACAGCAUUAUAUUCACAUGAAAAUCCACACUGGAGAGAAACCUUUUGCAUGCUCUCAAUGUGGAAAGAGUUUUGUACAAAAAGCAGAUCUUCAGCGUCACAUGAAAAUCCACACUGGAGAGAAGCCUUUUACGUGUCUUCAGUGUGGAAAGAGUUUUGUACAAAAAGCAGAUCUUCAGCGUCACAUGAGAAUUCACACUGGAAAGAAGCCUUUCGCCUGCUCUCAGUGUGGAAAGAGUUUCACACAAGCAGGGAAUCUCAAACGUCAUCUGCAAAAUCAUUCUGGAUUAAAGCCAUUUAACUGUGAUCAGUGUGGCAUGAAAUUUAUGCUGGUAUCACAUUUAAAGGUACAUCUGAGAACUCAUACAAAUGAGAAGCCUCACGUGUGCUCUUUUUGUGGAAAAAGUUUUAUUACUUCAUCAAACAUGAAAGCACAUGUGAGAGUUCAUACUGGAGAGAAGCCAUUCAAAUGCACUUCAUGUGGGAGGAGUUUCAGCCAAUCACGUAGUCUGAAGAUUCAUUUUAAAAAGUGUUGUCCAAAACUGUCAUAGUGAGAUAACACUUCAGACAGUGAACUAGAUCUGGUGGCUGUUAUUUGUAAGUCAUAAAAACCCCCCAGAAAGGUUAGGGACAGAAAAAUGUAGAAACGCAUAUUUAUUAAUAUAAAUUAUCAAUUUUUUUAUAACUGGUAUCUACUAGAUUUUAUGUUGUAAAUAUUUAAAUGACAAUAUUAAAUUGGGAUUCACUUUAUUAUUUCUUUGCUACAAGUUGAUAGAAAUCAAUAAAUUUAAUUUGAUCUCAUUUUACAACUAGUGUGGGCGUCAGGUCUACUAUAAAUGUUGAAUUAGGCUUCUACUAGUACUGUAAGACUUAAUAGUUUUAUGAACUUAAGUAACAUUGAUUUAAGAAUGCUUUUUGUCAAGAACACUCAUUACUAAACUGAUGCAGCCCCCUUCGCUAUUGCGGAUGAAGACUGCUUUGUAAUGUUUGUUCAUAGUCAUUAAAACUUAAAACAACUUUUCUUCAUGUUGACUUGUGGAAUUGGCACUCAGCUGAGAAUACCUUUGAGUUCACAGUGACUAAUAGAAACGGUUUAACAUACCUGGUUUUCUCCUGGAUAAUACAGCAGCUUAUGUGGUCAUGUAAACGGAUUAAUAGUGUUAUUACAGGUUUUGAGGAGUGUGCAUGUCUAUACGAGAUAUCAAACAUCACAGGAUGGAGUCCACCAACAAUUCAACAGCGGAAACAAUGAAACAUUUCUGGGAGUACAAUGGGAAAAGCACAUAAGACUAUAAACUACAACGAUGUAUGUACAUGAUGUAAAAUAUUGACUGUCCCUUACAUUCGCACAAGUGCACUUGUACAUUGUGGGAAUCCCAGAGUUUUAUGGAAGGGGGAAACCGCACUAUUGCAGUGCAUUUCUGCUGCAUUUCGCUAUGGAGAGUUAAGAAAACAAACACAGCAAUAACUCUGGAAUAUCUGUAAAUAAAGCCAAGCAACUGAGAAUAAAAUAGUGAAGUAUUUCUUGGAUACCAUGUUAGUAUUUACACAAGCAUCACAGGAAAAUUAUGUUGUUGUGUAGAAAGCCCCUUACUGACGA
Xyrauchen texanus (razorback sucker) is the source of this 2181-nucleotide messenger RNA. RefSeq names its product gastrula zinc finger protein XlCGF8.2DB-like. Bases 116 to 1132 code for a protein of 338 amino acids. The transcript is spliced from 3 exons. The record is from RefSeq and is a predicted model, not a curated record. NCBI's taxonomy places the organism in Eukaryota, Metazoa, Chordata, Actinopteri, Cypriniformes, Catostomidae.